GGGGAGGGAAGGUCUGACGGAGCUGACCCAGCCUGCGGGACUCAGUCUGGCCCAAACCCAGUGACCGACAUCUAAGGGGAUUCAACACUCUAAUGCUCCAGUCUCUCUCUCUGCCAGCAACAGACUAGCCCACCUCACCAGGUAACACUUCUCUCUUUAAAUACCUUGAGAUAGCGGUUUAUAUGUUUGUAGAUGUUGUUGUUGAAAGAGUGUGCAUGCACUCAGACAGGACCAUCGUGUGAGACAUGAUGUUUCAGCAUAAUUUUGACGAGUAGACCUUUUGCUAUUGUAAUGGUUGUAUAUGUUGAUUUCACCCAACAUGAGUGCUGUGGAAAAAACAUCUGUGUCCUUAGCUACAAACAGUAGGCACACAGAGCACGCCAGUGUUCUCAAAUAUGUAGCCUUUGCCUGCAAAAACAAACUUCAAAAACAGAUCUUUGUUUGUGAUUGAGAUAUUACAUACUCCACGUCAGGUGAGUGGACAUGCGACCUCUGUCAGCUCUUCAGUCCCUCACCCUCUCCGGGAACCCUCUGACCUCUGACCCCACUACACCCACUACACCCUGGCCUUCCUCCCUCCCUCGUUUCCACUCGAUUCCACAUGAUCUCCCGAGGAGAGAGAGGCAGUGGGUGAUAUGUUCUCAGAGGCACUGGCGGACGGUUGAGAGGAUGAGUGAGAGAGAAUUCAGUCGCAGGAGAGAAGAGCUGUGAGGCUGAGAGACAACUGCAAGGAGACUACAGGCGGCGCCUACAUGGACGGUCUCCAGGGAACUGCUCUGUUUGACUCCAUGUUUGAGGAAGAUGGAGAUGCAGAGAGGAUCUCUCUCAUGCCUGAUGGGGCUGGAGGAGAAGAAGAAAGAGAGAGAGAGGUGGCUUCGUUCCAAUGUUCACACCAGCAGGCGACUUCCUCCAGCCAGCAGAGAUCAGUGAGUAUUGUCACCGCCUUUGAGAGCAAGCUGGUACCAGGGGCCAGUUCUCAGCUGAUAUCAUCAUUGGAACACGACCUGAUGAGAGAGGAGAUGACGACUAGUGGAGCAGCUAGAUUUCUGAGAACUAAAUAUUCCGAGACCUGCAUGACUCAGCUGCGAGAACUGGAGAACACUCAUCAUGAGAAGGUCUCGGAGAUGGCUCUGCAGUACCUGGAGAAUGCCAUAAAAGGCAGUCUGGAGGAGGAGCCUCCAGAACAGCUCAGGAAGUUGCUGGCAGACAAGGACACGUUGGUGAGUGCCCUCAACACCUCCCACGACACCCACCUCCUUGCCAUCGACUCCAGAGAAGAUAGCAUCGCCAACAGAGCCAAGGCCGACCUGUCUCGGCUGCUGGAGUCAAUGGCUGAGGCUGAGCUGACUCGCAACAGACGCAAGGUCACCGAGAUGAAGGAGUUUAUGGCCUGGCACAGAACAGAGGCAGACAGCUCCACCUAACUUUCUCUCUCAGAAUACACUCCAUAAUUAUGUACAUCAUUAUUAUCAUUUUGGGCAAGAAGGAGCUAACUAACUAUCACUAAGUACAACAGAUUGGUCUUUCAUGUAUGUCAUAAUGAUGUAAUUAACAACACCCUGUAAGGAAAUUUGGACCGUCCACAGGGUUGUUAAAUGA
Molecule: messenger RNA, 1599 nt
Organism: Geodia barretti
Lineage: Eukaryota; Metazoa; Porifera; Demospongiae; Tetractinellida; Geodiidae
Source: the annotation of a GenBank genome assembly